AUGUCCUCAUCUCAUUCACUAGGCAAGCGUCCACUCGAAUCGCGCCCUAGCUCACACGUCUCCAACCACACGACAAUAAUUCCCAAGCGCCCUCGCCAGCAAUGUCAUGACUCUCACCCAAGCACCAACCCGUCCUUGAAAGCCCUGCAGAGCGCCUGGAAGUCCUUCGAGUCCGACGUCAACACGGCCCUGCUCGAGCUACGGUCACCCAAGUUUGAAGACAUUUCAAACGUCCUCACAAGCCCCCCCGAUGCGGGCCAAGUGCCUGCCGUUUGCAUCAACAUGGGCGCCGCCGCAGCCGCCGGAGACCGAGCAGAGGUCUUCAGAUCAGUGCUCAAACAUGUCGAAAGCGCUGCAGACGCCACCAUACUGCCAUUUGAGUCGGCCCAUCACUCCACUAUGACUGCCGUCACAGAUCAUUUGGAGGCCGUUCCCGAGCAUGAGGCUGUGAUUGUUGCUGUUGAGGAUGCCGAUGCCUUUCCCGAGGAUACGCUCAGAGAUUUGGUCUACCUUUGCGGUAAAAGGCGCGACGCAGCAAUGGAGCUGGAGGGGGCGGACAAGGCGUCUGGGUCAGGUCCUCGUGUAGCUAUUCUGUUCGGCCAUGGCACAUCUGCGAAUUCUCUCCAUUCUGCGUUAGGAAUUGAGGAAGCUGCUGUGAUCGCGCCAACGAACGUUGACCUGCCGAAUUCAACACAUUGCUUUCGGACCAUCGUGGAGAAAGUACUGGCACGUCGAGAGCACCCCAUCUUGUUUUGUCAACCUGUUUAUGACCUCAUUGAGACUGAAUUUUAUGCAAGGGAAUCAACCAUUUCCGUUGUAAUGCGCUCCUUGUAUCAAAUGUAUUCUCUCCACUGUUACCGCCAACCGCUAGCCGCUGCGUUUUCAAAGUGGACGCUGUCCAAGCAACGAGGACGAGGAAUCGAGUUGAGUGGUUUUGCCCUGAAACAACUAAGAGAGGAUGUUCCUUCUGUUCGUAGCAAAUUGACCGAAGGACCUUUGGAUGACAAAAAGCUUAAGGGGCAGGCGACAGAGUGGUGCUCUGAAUUAUGGGCAUGGCGAAGGAGAUGCUACAUUGUCGAGCAAGUGGUUUACAAGCUAAUUAGAGUCUUGCAGGCACCAGAGAGAGGAUGGACAAAGGCGAGACCUAACCAUUCUGAUCUUCGUUUACACAUUUUUCGCUCGUUCCUGGUCAAAGAACAGGCCGGUGCUGAUCUGGACGUGAGGGGUGUCGCCAGAUCGAUUGUGAAUCGCAUUAGAAAGAGUAGCCGACAGCAAAUGCUGAAGGCAAUCGAGGCCAUGAAGGAAACGAUGGAGGCAUGUGAAGUGGAGAAUGACGAACAACUCACAAGUACCGUAGAGCGGUUGAAGGACUUAUCGGAGGAAAUGGAGAUGGCGCUUAGGCGAGUUGAGGAAGAAGGACCCCGCGGGCAUUCUGGUUCGAUCGCCAAGUCAGUGUCCACAAGAAGAACUAUUGCAAAGGGUGGAGCUGCGGCAAAGCAAAGACGUGAUGAACUGUUGAGAAGCGCCAGAGUGGAGCACAAAGAAUCAAGCGUGAUGAAAGUGCCGCGAGAAGCACUAGUCGGAAUCUUCAGCGAUUUACUGGAUCUAGUCGACAAGCUGGCGUCGCAUCCCAUGCAUGAAGUUUUACUGUUUUCCGACGUCGCGGCACUGCAAGAACUAUCGGGAGGGCUUGGCAGCACUUCUGAGCCUCGUACUUCAUUCUUCAACGCAAUGCGUCGGCCGUCGAAUUGUCUUGGCUCGAUCCCAGAGAAUUCAAUUCCAGAUACCGUCCUGGGAUACAGGCUUCUUGCAGAGGGCGGCCGAAUGAAGAAUCUUUACGACUGGUACCACUCAUUUUCGACGAUGCGAACGGUUGGGGCCGUCGAGCGGGACGCCGACGGAAACAUCACUGGUUUAAAAAAUGUCUCCCCCGCGGAAACACAGGUGCGCUUCUCCCGUGUUUGUGCAGAACUAGAAUUCCUGGGUCUUCUGAAACAUACAAAUCGCAAGACGGAUCAUGUGCUUCGGUUGACGUUUGAAUAA
Messenger RNA from Chondrus crispus (carragheen), 2043 nucleotides. RefSeq lists its product as hypothetical. Lineage: Eukaryota; Rhodophyta; Florideophyceae; Gigartinales; Gigartinaceae. The record is from RefSeq and is a predicted model, not a curated record. The coding region runs from base 1 to 2043 and encodes 680 amino acids. Gene Ontology annotation, cellular component: nuclear pre-replicative complex; DNA replication preinitiation complex; nuclear origin of replication recognition complex. The transcript has a single exon. Gene Ontology annotation, biological process: DNA replication; DNA replication initiation. Gene Ontology annotation, molecular function: DNA replication origin binding.